UUUGUGUCUUCAUUACCUCUGAUGCUUUCACAGUGUGAUGCGGUUCCCAAAGGGGCACGUUUUGGGUUGGGGUUGUGGGGGUGAGUGAGGAGAUGGGCUGUUCUGUGUUGGCUAAUGCUCGGGGUGACCAAUGGCAGCAGCAGAAUUAGCCAUACCUCUGCAGGUUUGCCUUCUAAAGUGAAAGCCUGUUUGUUUUUAAACCUCUGAUUCAUCAACGGAACAAAUGGAGGGGCUUGGGAACACUCAAAAUGUGGUAGCAGUUUCGUGAGCAAUGAAUGAAAGGUGCUACUGCGUUCUUUAAAACUCUCUCGUAGGUGAUGGCUGCUGUCACUGAGGCUUCAAACUCUGGGGGGAAACAGCUUCCUAAUAAUAGAGAAACUAUGAUCUGGAAGCCCAGAAAAGAAUGUUUGGUGAAGAAUAUUCCAAAUGUUCCUGAUGGCAAGUCUGAAGAAAGUGAAUCUGCUUCUACCUUUCCCAAUCAAGGUGAUGUCAGUGGCUCUACUGAUAAUGGUUGGUACAAUAUAUAUGCUGACCUGGAUGUGUGGGAUAGUGAAGUCUCCAAUGUACCUGAGUCUCCAGGGCAGCAAGGUGCAUCUGAGUAUGAGGUGGAGGACUGGGAUAAAGAAUUGGAGGAGGCUACAUGUGGUCCUUACGAUGCUGAUGAUCUCUCCUGUGGAAGCUUUGAGGAAAAUAAUCUUUUCGGCUCUUAUGUAUGGGAAGAGGAUUGGUUUUACAACCCAGGCUGUCACCACACACCUUGCUUUGCUUUUCCACCACAAGUUAGAACAGUUGAGAAGGGCCAGUUUGAUGAUGCUGAUGAAUGAGGUUGAUCCUGGUCAGAAAUAAAUUUGGCUUCUGAGCUGGAUUAUGUUCCUCACCCAUUGAGCUGUGUCAAGUCCCUUGGCUUUUUUGCAGAGUUGGGCCUGAGGCCAGAAAUGCGACACCAUUUCCAAGGUUUUGCUUAGACUGUUUCUGAGCUGUUCACAAACUGACCACCCUUGCCCUGGAGACAAGAGUGCGGGUGCUGGCUGUAAGGAGUCACUGCAUUUCUGGAGGUUUUGUUUGUAUUGUAUGUUACUAGUUAAUUGCCUGAGGAGAAAUAUUUAAUUUCUAAACUUCAGCUUGUUUGCCAGGCUUCUGUCAGUUUUGUCAUGCUGAUCCCUGUGUUUUUGUGUAACUUGUAGUUUUCUUUCCUUUUCAUUUUAUGCUGUCAGAUUGGUUUGGAUAGCUUUAAAAACUCUCCCUCCUUCAAGCUUCUCUGUUGUAUUUCCAUAUGGUUCUAAUGUCCAUUUGUGAUUCUGAUACUGCUGUUUAACAAAAUCAGCUGUGGCAAGUACAGAAGGAGUUGUUUUGUGUUUUUUUGUGUAUUUCAGCAUAAAGGAAUUACAAACAAUGA
Corvus hawaiiensis (hawaiian crow) is the source of this 1396-nucleotide messenger RNA. It is a transcript of the gene COPRS, whose product is annotated as coordinator of PRMT5 and differentiation stimulator. Gene Ontology annotation, cellular component: nucleus. Gene Ontology annotation, molecular function: histone binding. The record is from RefSeq and is a predicted model, not a curated record. Lineage: Eukaryota; Metazoa; Chordata; Aves; Passeriformes; Corvidae. Bases 318 to 824 code for a protein of 168 amino acids. The transcript has 3 exons.